AUGAAUAAGCAUUACAAUGGGAUAAAUUGCUGGAGAGUUGCCUUAGCUGCAGAAAAGAAACCAAACAUCAAGCUUGCGUUAGAGCAUGCGAAACUCCCUUCUGGUGUGAAGCUAUCACUUGCCCUAGAUUACUGGACAUCUCUAUUCCGACAGGCAUUUAUGGCGAUUACAGGAUACUUUCUCGAUGAGAACUGGGAAUAUCAUGAGAUAUUACUAGGAUUUGAACACUUACAUGGAUCUCAUUCUGGCGCAAAUUUAAGUGUAGUGCUCCUCAAGCUGCUACAGGAGCAUCAGAUCACAGAUCGAGUGCUUGCGGUAACCACCGACAACGCUUCGAAUAACAUUAGUCUCAUGCUGAGUCUUAAAGAUCUCCUUGGGAAGAUGAAGGCUGCUCCAAAGAUUGAUAUGGCUGAGCAGACAUGGUCUGAUGAUCGGGUGGAUAGUCUUUGUGCGAGGCAGCAGAAACGCGAGAUCGUGGACACUUUGAAUAAGGUUCGAAGCCUUGCGAUUUAUACCAACGCGAGUCCUCAGCGCCGAGAGUCAUUCUACAACUUGCAAACCAAGGAGCUAAAGCUUGUGCCAAUCCAGGAUGUUGCUACUCGGUGGAACUCCACAUUCUUAAUGCUUGUACGCGCAAAGAAACUCCAGCAGACCUUCGAUGCGUUCUGCUCUCAGUACGACCAAGAGCACUUUGCCUUGAGUCAGGAGCAGUGGCGGUAA
This is a messenger RNA of Talaromyces stipitatus ATCC 10500, 720 nucleotides long. RefSeq lists its product as uncharacterized. The record is from RefSeq and is a predicted model, not a curated record. The transcript has 4 exons. NCBI's taxonomy places the organism in Eukaryota, Fungi, Ascomycota, Eurotiomycetes, Eurotiales, Trichocomaceae. Bases 1 to 720 code for a protein of 239 amino acids.